UAGGGAGAAGAAACUUCUUCUUCUGGGAACGAGCUAUAUAAAAACCAACUACACAUCGUCAAGUUCAGUUACAAAUUCGCUUUCGAUAUCUAUCGGUUGUUAUCUAGUGUUCAUCAAUCAAGUAAAGAUGUUGGGAUAUUUAGUACUUGUUAGCAGCGUCGCUCUAAUUCAAUGCAAUCCAAUUAUGAAACCAAUCCAUGUUCCCGAUAAAGAUGUCAUUGGCGCCGAGUCGGGACAUUUCAGUUCGAUUGCUGUAAUUUCAGGUCACGAAGAACAUGGAGGAGGAAAAGGAUUCAGCGUUGGAAGUGGAUUGAGAACAAUUGCACAAGGGUCCGCAGAUCAAGCUAAUAACGCCGUUUUAAAUCAACACGCCGCCGCCAAACAAGCCGCGUUUCAAGCUAAAAGUUCUUUAGCUCAAACAGCAGCUGGAGCUGCCGCUACCGCUCAGGCUGCCUUAGUUGGGAAACAGAUUCUCGUACAAAGAUUAGAACAAGAAUUACGUGAAGCUCAAUCUGCUUUAGAAGCUGAAACUCAACAAUUAGAACACGCCCAAAGAGCCGCCAGUUCCGCAUCGGAAGUCGGUCAAUCAGCUCAACAGCUAAUAUCUUCUUUAAACUCGGCUUUAAAUAGCGCUCAAGCAACAGUAGCUCAUGCUCAACAAGCUGCUGAAGCAGCUUUAGCAGAAUAUGGAUUACAACAAUCGAUGGUGGCUAAAGCUAAGCAGAGAGUUGGUAAUUUGGCCGGUCAGUUGCAUAGUGCCCAAGUUGAUUUAAAGGCUACUCAACAAGCCGCUCAACAAGCUGAAGCGGCCGCUCAAAUUGCUCAAUCUAACGCGGCUAGAGCCGCCGAAGCUGCUUCUAAUGACCACCAACAAGAACACCAUGGAUUUUCUUCAUCCGGUUUAGGAGGUUUCCAUCAUUAA
Messenger RNA from Onthophagus taurus, 922 nucleotides. RefSeq names its product glycine, alanine and asparagine-rich protein-like. Lineage: Eukaryota; Metazoa; Arthropoda; Insecta; Coleoptera; Scarabaeidae. The record is from RefSeq and is a predicted model, not a curated record.